AUGGCGCGACCGCUCGACAGGCUGUUGCUUGCUGCAGACAAACAUGUGUCCAAGCAUUCCCUCAAGAUGCCCUGGGAGCGCGGGGCGAUGAGAGCAGUGUUUUCGCAGAGCGACCUGAGUUCACUUUCCCAGUGCAGUGUGCCAGCUCCUCUGCAGACGGAGCCCCUGGAUUCCGCUUCUUUCGAGGAGGCAGCCGCCAAGGCUCACCCCCAAGAGCAUGCUUCACAGUUUGUGCAGGUCGCUUUCUCUGCCAGGAAAUUUCAGAAGCCCCAAGAAACUGAGGAGCAACAGUUGCAGUUGCUUGCAACGAGAUACGAUAUCCUCUUGAGUCAUGCAUACGAAUGCUCUUCCCUUGGCAGACUGUUGAAGGACAAGUGCGAAACAGAUCGGGUCAGUCUUGUUGCCGAAGCCCUGGGUGGCAAGGCUCUCUCGACUUUGAAGAAGCGGUUGUCCAGUCUCGCCCGCCUGGUGGGAUGGUGCUCGAACCAAGGCAUGUCGGCUUUCCCGAUUGACUCUCAGGUGUUGAUUGAGUACACCCAGCAUUUGCAGCAGAGUGGUGCCUCGCACUCUGUGUUCGGAUCUUGCAUUGAAGCGUGCAACUUCGCUAGAUUCAUCUUGGGUGUGGAUGCCACUGGUGAGCCUCAUAAGCACCCACUUGUGCAAGGGCGACUUCGCAAGGUGCGGUUCAAUCGUCCGCCUCGUGUGCAGGCGAGGCCCUUCCAGGUUCGAGAGGUGGCAUACCUUGAGGCUUUUGUCCAGGACAGCCGCCGUGAUGCAAGGGAUAGGUAUGCUGCAGGUGCUUGCUUGUUUUGCAUUCACUCGCGAGCCCGUGUAGGGGAUGUGAGGGCAGUCAAAGCAAUGUUCAUCGAUUUUGCAGAGGGUAACCCGUUGGGGCUCGAGUUGAGCCUAGUGGCCCCCGAGCGGGGUGUGGGUCAAGGUCUUUGGGCCAAAGCUUGGGUUGAGGUGUGGCGCCUGUCGGGCCACCCAGUCGCCACCGGAUCCUGCAGCCUGCCUUUGCUGCAGUCGCCUAUGCUCAAUGGGUCUUGGAGUGGUCGCCGGAUUCCGACGGGCAGGUUUGUGACCUGGAUUUCUUCGAUCCUCAAGUCUGGGGAUGAGAGCAUGGGGUUUGAUCUCAAGGGUCAUUCGUGCAAGCAGACUGCACUGUCGUGGGCAAGCAAGACAGACAUGUCCAAGGACUCCUGCACCAUCCUGGGGCACCACUCCUUGAAAGAUAGACGAUCGGUCGUGACCUACUCCAGGGACAUUCAAGCUGGGCCAUUGCGACGGGCGCUGUGUCAGAUGUACUGUGACAUUCGGUGUGGCAGGUAUCUCCCAGACAUGACCAGGUCCGGUCUUUAUGCAAAGGGCCCUGCAUCUGCCGACUCGGCCGAGGAGCUGCCUGGCGACAGCGUGUUCGAGACUGAGGCGGAAAGAAACUGGUACCGGCCGGCGGUCAGCCCUGGCUCAGCUUGUGACUCAGAAGCCCUUCCUUGUGCGAAUGCUUUUGCUUCCGAGCCUGGCCUCAGCGAUCAAAGGGAUGCCAGUGACGAUGACACCCCUUUCGGUCGCGCUGUGGACUCCCUAAUCCAUAGUGCAGAGCGUGCUGCGUGGGAAGAUCCGGAUGCUGCUUUCGAGGACGAUAGGUCUCAGGGGGAGGAGCCAGACUCCUCGUCGUCCAGCGAGUCUAGUUCCGAUUCAGGCUCGUCCGACAGCGAGAUAGAUGAAGUCCUGACUGCGAGCCAAGCAGACCCCCCGGUGGGGCAGAGGUAUCAUGAUCGGUGCCCUGUCUAUCAGCAGAAGAACACCAGGACUCUUCAUCUUAAGCCUGCGGGAAGCUCCAUGGAGCGUUUCAUAUGUGGCCGAGAUAUCACGGCGGCUUUCGAAGAAAGGGCCAAGGAAUGUGGGCUGACGCAAGCUGAGCUUGAUGUGCUCGUGCGUAAGGGUUUGACAUCCUUGUCGCUCCUUGCCUUCAGUGUCUCGACCCCGGGCGAAGUACCGCAGGAGGCUGAGCUCAGGUCCAUCCUUGAUCCCACGGACCCCACGACUGUGCCGUUGCGUGCACUGUCGGCGCUGCGGCGCCUCAUGUUUGAGGCUCAAACUCUGUCCAUUGCACAGCUUAAAAGCUCGAUUGAGGGUGAAGGUGAAAAGAAAGCGGAGUUGGCCCCUGCUGAGAGGACGAAUCGUAUAACCGAUCAGCGGAAAAGGCUCGUGGGGCUCAGCUUGACUGGUCCUUUGGAAAACGCUUUCAGCAAUUACACUUAUGUCGCCCAGGUCGUUGAUCAAGAUUGCCUGUCCUAUUUGGAGCCCCACAGGUUCCUAACCAGGACCAUGGAGGUGAAUCGAGAAAAGCCAGGGAAAGAGUUGAUCUUAGAUGAGGGCUCGCGCAUGAGUAUCCGCGACAAGGCCCACAAGGAUAAGUGUGGCAUUCAGAAUGAGUUGCAGCUAUCCGAAGCCCUGUGUCGCAGGGCACUUGCUUGCGACCUUUUGCAGCUUUGCACUUUUGCCUCCAUGGACUUGUGGCACAGGCAUCUGCUUGCCAAGCUAUCGGAGCAGCCGCCUCCAUACUAUGCUAAGGUUUCGAUGGAGCAACUGCUCAGGUGCGACAAGGCGGCAUGGGUACGCAUGAGUGAGCUCUUGACUUCUCUGAAGAAAGAUGACGCGGGAAACCUGCCAAUGGAUGCUGCUCUGGACAAGCUUCAGUACGAUCCAAAAAUCAUGAUGCAUCUGGCCCCGCUUCCUGGGGCUAAGUGGAAGGGCGAUGGAAAGGGCGACAAGGGCACAAAGCGUGAUGCCGAUGGCAAGCCGAAGUUGCCUCCUCACCGACCCGGUAAAGGUGCAGGUAAGGGAAAGUGUCCUGAAGCGUUGUCCGACUCCCGCUUGAAGCACAACUGUGUUUUCCGACAUGGGGGCAUCGUUGGCCUCACAAACACUUGUCGCUCUUUUCCUCAAUCGGUUCACUGUGAUGUGAACAACGAUGAUGCUGACAAUCUUGUGCUGGGUGUCACCGACUUUUCAGGAGUGCCUCUUGAUAGUCUCAUGUUCCUCGAUGUGUUCUGUGGUUCGGCAACCCUCUGUGCUGCUUUGCGUCAGCUGGGCAUGAAGCUGAGCGUUGGUUUGGACCGUCAUGCACAACGUGGUUGCAAAUGUCCCGUUGUCUCCCUGGACCUUACGAAGCCGGGAUCCCGAGCCAUUCUGCUCGACCUCCUUAGGCAGCCACAUGUUGUUGCGUGCCAUUUGUCUCCACCUGUGACCACCAGCUGUGUCGGUUUGGCGGGCCCUCGCCCAAGUGGCCUUCGCAAUGCAGCGCAUCCUGAGGGUCUGCCAGGUCUUCAAGGUGCUGAUCUUGAUUUGGUCAAUGGGGCUAAUGCCCUGUUUGCCAUGUGCGCAGAGGUCUGGCAUUUCUGUUGGAGUCAUGGGGUGUUCUGCUCCAUUGCUCACCCCAGCCGAUCCAUCAUGUGGCUCACUGCUUCACUUCGGUCUUGCCAGGCCUCUCCCUUCCUCUCUACUUCUUUGCAUCAGUGUAUGUUCGGCUCCUACAGACGAAAGGCUACCCGCCUUCUGCACACGGUUCCCUUCCUGCAGAAACUUGGUGUGACGUGUGACGGUGCCCACGCUCACGAGCCGUGGCGCUCUCCGGCGUGCAAUCGCGCCAAAGACGCUGGCCUCCCGCCUAUGCUGUGCAAAUCCUUUGCCCACGCACUUGUGGAUCAACUGCUUGCAUGCGGUGCACGCGGUCGGAAGAUCCCUCCGCUGGUGCCUGAGUUUUCUCGCACAGUCAAAGUGUCGAGCACAGCUCGGAAGAAAGAGCUUGACGAGAGCUUUGACGGACCCGUACAUUGCAAGAAGAUCCUAGCUGGGAAACCCUUGAAACUCUUCGGGGAGAUGGUCAAAGCUGCUGGGCAUGCCGAUGCAAACCUUGUACGAGAUAUACAGAACGGCUUCGACCUGCUUGGUGAAAUCCCUUCCUCGUCUGUCUUGCCGAAGAAAACCACCGUGGCAUCCCUCAGCAUCGAGGACGUAAGAAUCGCCACCCCGGCGAAUCAGCGUGCGAUCUGGGAAGCCACCCGCACCUGCAGGGAUCCCGAAAUUGCUUCGGAAGUGUAUCGCCUUACCUUGGAGGAGCGGGACAAAGGGUGGCUCACUGGACCCUUCUCUCUCGCCGAUGUGCCGGAGACUGCCAUUGUUACGCGCCGCUUUGGCGUCAGGCAAGGUGUGACGACGACGGCCAACGGUGUGGCGGCAAAGAUCCGUCCGAUCGAUGACUUCACGGAAAGCUUAGACAUCGACGAGGGGGCUGCGCAGGGGGUCCCUGAUAACCUACGAUGCUUGAUUAUGCAGUGGGUAGAGACUACCACUUUCCAUGUUGUGCAGGACGAUGCUGAAGCCAAGUUCUCCUCCAGUCGAGGAAUCAGACAAGGCUGUCGCUUAUCACCAUCACUCUGGGUGUGCAUCUCGGUGUACUUGCUGCAUUUGCUUGAGCAGGAGAUGGGGUCCCAAUGGUGCAACGAUCAUCUGGUGGGCUUUGCUGAUGAUACUCAUCUUCGUUGGGAUAUCCAUGAUGCGGUGCAGCUACAUCAGGCUCUUGCACAAGCACAUCGGGCAUUACAGCUCCUGGAAAAGGCGGGUCUCAAACUUAGUCGGGACAAGACGGUUUGUCUGCUACGGGUUGAAGGUGUUCAGACUCCACACAUCAAGCGGCAGCUCAUCGACAAGACCAAGGACGGCCGAGUCCUCAAAAUCAGCCCGGACUACAUCCUGCCACUCAAACAGGAUCACAUUUACUUAGGCGCUUGCAUCACAUAUGGGGACUUUGAGCACAAGAACAUGCAGCACCGAGUCCAUGCAGGCAAAGUGGCAUUCCAGCGAGUUCGCAAAUUUCUCAUGGCAGACAAGGCAGCCAGCAUGCAGAAGAGGCUUCGACUAUGGAAGGCCAUUGUCAUCCCAACUGUCAUGUACUCAAUCACUGCUUCCGGUGUUCUCCCCAAGGGGUUCGACGCACUUCGCGUCAUGUUGACCAAGCAAGCGCGAGCCAUCGCGCGCAGCCCCAGACACAGGCUGGGAGGUGAAACCGGUGAAGAGGUUAUCACGGAAUCCGAUGAAGUUUUCUGGCGAAAGGUGGCAAUGGUCACUCCCGAACAGAUGGUGCAACAGAGAUUGCAGGCCGCCGUGGAACGCACAACGGAGCUUACGCAUCACUUAGCGACACAGGAUGUUCGAAUCAGCGCGGCUGUUCGGGAGUGGGAGCAGACCAUUUUGCAGCAGUUCAAGGACCGUUGCAUUCAGAGCGAUAGCGUCACUACUGUUCACAAGUGUGAUGUUUGCAAUGCGGAGUUCGGUGACUACAGUUCUUUGCGGGCACACAAGGCUAAGGUCCAUAGUGCGGAGAGGCGGCAGACUGCAGCGCCAACCUUUGACAGGCAACGUCACGGUGUGGAUGGAAUGCCGACGUGUUCCAUGUGUGGGCACAAAUUUCUGCGGUGGGCUGAUUUGCAGAAACAUGUUGCAGGGAACUUUUGUCAACAGAGCACACCCGACACCGAGGCGAGUACCAUGGUUGAGGCCAAGGCUUCCGUCUGGGAUCAGGCUCGGGAUGGCACGCUUCAGCUCGAUGACAUCAGCUUGGCAACGGUCACCGAGGAGCUCAAGCAGGUACCUGUGCAUGGUGUCAUCGGCGGUGAUGUCACCACGGUGAGUGCGGAGCCAGGGCCGGACCAGUUCAUGGACAUCUUCGCAGCGACGAUGCCGGCGCUUCGGGAAAUAGCAGCCAAAAGAGCCGCCGAGCAGGUCGAGCAGAACGGCUCCAACAAGAGGCCGCAUCUGGAAGUGACCAAGCAGACCAAGGGCAAAGGCUGGGGGAAAAGCCGAGGCAAUCGCUUCAACAACGGCUGGGGGAACCGUUGGAACACACAGGCACCGGCUCCGGCACCAUCCACGGUUUCUUUAGAAGAUCUUCAGCAAAUGAUGCACUUGGUUGCUCGGCUGCUGGUUCAACAGGACAACGAGAUUCAGAUGCUCAAGAUGGACAAGCAGUUUCUGCUACAUUUCGAGACGGGGCCCCAGGGAAUGGUUCACUUGUUUUGGGAGUCGGCACAGGUCUGGAAGAAGGCCAAGGAAGCCCAGCCCCCGACGGUGGACAAAUCGUUGCGCGUAACCUUGAUUCUGUGCAUGAUGAUGGAGCUAGAAGGCCGCUUGACGAAGAUGCUUGCACACGAGCCGACCAAGGACAACAUGAUCAAGCAUGGUUGGCUCACCACUCUCCUCGGGCAGCCAGCUUGGCCAUACAUGAUUUGGACGGGGGAGAAGUUGGAACUCGACUCCACCAAAGCGGCGAUCCCUCACAGCGAGAUGACGGAGAUCAUAAAGGAGAUCAAGAAGGCGCUCUUCGACAAGUCCGAAGAACUGGUGCACAAGUUCCACAGCGUGCGCCCGUUGGCGGAGCAGAUGGAGGGCGACACAUUACCUUUUCUCUUGUCAAUCAGCACGAGAGGGGCUCUGGCGGAUCGGACGUUCGAGCUUUUUCGAAAGCUGGAGGGCAACACGGUUCUAAGGGUCGUGGGUGAGUUCGUGACCAAGACGCAGAGGCAGGUCCUUGGAGUGCGGUUGCAGAACAAUCACAACGUGUGUUACAUCAACUCGCUGGCUCUGCUGUGGGCGUGGGCUUCAUCGUUCAGCAAUAAUCUUGAGUACUUUGCAGGUGCGGCGACUCCGGCUCUCCGAGCCAUUCUUACGAGCAAGGGGAGUGUACUUUGCAAACAGUGGUGGAUCAGUGGAGUGCUCAGGUUCGGCUAUGAUGAUGGUGAGGCCUUCAAGCGCACAAUGUCGGCGCGGGUGUACAAUCCUCGCUGGACGCAGGAGGUUGUGCAUGCUGUCGGGGAUGUGGCUCGCCACUCCUACGGGAGAUGGGGAUACACGCAGUACAAAGGCACAGCGGUCGACGAAGGCGACCUCACGGGCAUGUACACCAACAAAGCACAGCAAACUUGCCGUCAGCGUCACAGGUACACAGGGUCAUUGACACGAUCGGAGGCCUCGCUCUCUUUGCUUUCAUGGAAUUGCGGGGGACUCAGUACACUGCAGGAUGAGAUGUUCACUUGGCUUGCUUCCACCGAUUACCAGAUAGUAUGCCUACAAGAGACAUGGUUUAAGAGUCACAUGGACUACAGCACCAGGGGCUGGCAUUGUAUCAACUGCGGCGUCGGCGAGAGCGCAAAGCGGGGGCACGCAGGAGUGAUGGUUUUAUUGAGGGCUAGCCGAUUUGAUCAGCAGAGCAUUCGCUUCAAUUAUGUGGUGGCAGGGCGACUCUUGCACGUGAAAGCCUACGGCAAGGGCAUAGGCUGGGUGGAGAUAGUCAACGUCUACCAGCAUGCGUGGGGACUGCACGGCGAACAGACCACCAUAGAGGCCAAGAGGGCUACGCUCUGGGAGAAGAUGAGGCUGACGUUGGGCCAGAUCCCUCAGAGCAGUGCACUUAUCGUUUGUGGUGAUUUCAAUACAGUCAAGGAGCAUCCCGAACUUGUGGAGCAGUUUCAGCAGCAGGUUGCGGAAUCACUAACGGCUGUCACCUCUUACGAGCCCCAGCAGCUGAAUGACCUGCUGCUUGAGGCGGGCAAAAAGGUCUUCACGAUCCGGAGGCCCCCGAGCUUACCUGCUCCAGCUGAGGACCCAGAACAUGUCGUUACCAUCAAAACCAUGUGGGGACACUACAGGGAGAUGCGCAAAGCUCAGCUGGAUUGCUCCGGCAGUGGGCGGGCUACGCUGCGAGGAGCCAUUCAGGCUUGGCGACAUUGGAUGCAGUUCCAUCGCAUGCAUCGGCAGGUACAGAAACACAGUCGUAGUUUGCGACGGCAGCGGUUCGAAAGGCUCCUGGCUGAGGCGCAGGCCCAUGAACGCUCGGGUUGCAGUUCGGCGAUCUUCGACUUAUUGCGUAGGCAUGCACCGAAGCAAGCCCGUCGGCGUGCACAACUGCGAGAUGUGCGUGGCAAGCUCAUGACUCCAGCAGAAGAAGCACAGGUAUUGCUCACCUUUUGGCAAAGUGUCAAUGGUGGAACCAGGCCCAGUGGAGACGAGCCCACCAGCUACACGUUCCAUAUCACAUGCGAGGAGCUCAGAGAUGCUCUUCAGCGGUUGCAGGGUAACAAAGCAGCACCCAAACAUUGUGCUCCACACGUGUUCUGGAGUAUGGCUUCGGAGCACAUUGCCACGUUCAUGAGCGAGCAGGUGUUCCAUGAUUGGCAGCAGGGCGGCACUCGUGUCCCUCAGGACUGGGCUUCGGCAUGGCUGGUGUUCCUAGGAAAAGCGGGCAAAAUCGGGGAUUCUCCCGCGCAUCUCAGGCCCAUAGCACUGCUCGAGCCCAUGGGCAAAGCGGUUGCCGGCAUCUUGAAGGAUCGUUUGAUGCCGUUUGUACAACCCUGGACUGCACCGCAGCACCUGCAUGGCUAUCUCCCACACCGUUCUCCUCUUCAGGCUCUCUGUGUGGUCUUCGCACACUGUCGCGACGUUAGGGCGGCUGCGCAGGCACAAGGUCGCUCGCUUUACGAUCUACGAGCAGGACACAAGCGAGGCUCAUGCGCCGGUGGUCUACAGCUCAGUAUAGAUUGUACCCAAGCAUUCGACAGAAUCAGCCGCGACCUACUGCAGAGAGCACUGGAGAUGCUGGAGGUUCCCGCCGAUUUAAUCGGCAUCAUCAUGCAGUGGGUCCAUUCAACCAAGUUCCACAUAGGCGGACAUCCAGAUGAAGUACAAUAUGGCUCCGACAAGGGCAUUAGACAGGGGUGCAAGCUCUCACCGACUCUCUGGGUCUGCAUCUCGGUAUACUUGCUUAGACGCAUGGACAACACCUUGGGAUUGAAUUGGUGCCAACAGCACGGAGUAGGAUUCGCGGACGACUUGCACUUCAGGUGGAGGUUUGAGGACGUGGCUGGCAUGCAGCUGGCACUCAAACAGGCGGGCACCGUCUUGCAACUCCUUACUGCCUGCGGACUCAUAAUCAGCAAGGAGAAAACUGUUUGCCUGCUUAGAGCAGAUGGGGUUCAGGCACCGAAUGCAAUCAAGAAGGUGGUACGCAAGACCAAACAAGGCAAGCUGCUCAAGCUCGACAUGAACUGGGAAAUGCCGCUCAAGAAGUCGCAUAUCUAUCUAGGGGCCUGCAUCUCCUACGAGAACUUCGAGUCACAGAACAUGCAGCAUCGACUUCAGGCAUGCCGUGCAGCUUUCAGCCGAUUACGUACCACGCUCAUGGCGCACAGGGCCCUCAACAUGCACCGACGACUCCAACUGUGGAAAGCAACAGUGGUGACCUCAGCUAUGUACUCACUUCUGGCCUCGGGUUUUAGUGCAAAGACGAUGGAUCAGUUUCGGGUUGUGCUCACGCGGCAAGCCCGCGCCAUUGCUCGCAGCCCAGUUCACUUGGACCUAGAGAACAAUGAUAAGUUCUGGCGGCGGAUAGGCAUCAUUGCGCCAGUGGACAUGAUCCUGCAACGGCUCGAACGAGCCGUCACCGUCACCACCACCUUGAAGGCCAAACUGAGGGAAGAUGAUGCCAGGAUAUCCAGUAUCAUCCUUGAUCACGAACAGGCCGUUCUUGCUCGGACCCGGGAGAUAUUGACCGAGGCCCAAAAGGCCGCAGGCGACGCAGAAGACAGUCUGACACAUGUGUGUCAGGAGUGCGGCGCUAAGUUUGGCACCUGGGCAGCGCUGCGUGCACACGCGGGCAAGCUUCACAGUCAGGCCCGAAGACAGGAGGCCAAAGAGCAAACACCCGACUUUGACCAGCAGCGGCACGGGAAGGACGGAAUGCCCAUUUGCUCGCAAUGCAAUCAUCGCUUCCCACGGUGGGCAGACCUCCGCAAACACAUUGAGGGCGGCCACUGUCAGGCAGCAUCCACCAUUGCGACGGAGCCAGCAUCGGGCACAGAUAAAGACUCGGUCAUGCAAAUUGUCAGGGCAGGGCAGCUCGAUGUGCAAAACUUGCGAGUGGAGGCCGUCACGGCUGAUCUGCGAACGGAGCUCAUGCAGCAUUGCGCACUUUGCAGGCAGUGGCACCACGACCACAAGCAGCAUAUCGACAAAAUCAAGGUGAUGUGUGAGUGGUCCAUCCACGUGAGCAACGAGCACAAUGUACCCAGCCAAGCCAGUGCGCCUGACAUUCCUUUUCCUGCAGAGGCAGAGAUCAAAAGAUGGCACGGUGGCUACGGCAAGAAGGUCAAACAUGCCAACAGCUGCUCUGAACUCAUACAGAAUGAGUUGGCCACGGCGGACAUGCAGUUCCAGGAAGUGUUCGGUCCGGUGUUGGGGAAGCGGUUGCUGCAGGAGGAGCCGAAGGUCCAGGACAGACCGAGCAAGCAGAACAAACCGGCCAACAGGGGACCCAAAGGCAAAGGAAAGGGCAAAGGAGGUGGAAAGCAGUUCCGAAAGCCACAGCACCAGCCCAGCAGCUGGAACAGUGGAUACAGCGGGGACAUGGACUGGCUCGUGGACGCCAUCCAACUGAUGGCCAGAAUGAUGGUGAGACAGGAGGAUGUCCUGCACGUCCUCAGGCAGUCGACCGGGUGGGUGUGGUGGCUAAGCAUCUCCACACCAACCAUAGUACCGGAUCUUUUCCAGGCGGCGCAGGUGUGGCGGAAGGAGGUGUCCCAACCCGACAGCAAGAUGGCCAACACCAGUCUCCGAUCGGCGCUCUUCUGGUGUCUGCUGCACCAGCUGGCAGCGACACUGGGGAGCAUGGACCAGACGAAACUGGCGGAGGCGAACAAACAAGGCUGGCUCACGGCGGAAGUCGUCCAUCUACUGAACGACAUGAAGGGCUUGGUGAGCGGCGACACAGUGUCGCGCUUUCACUCAACGAGGCCACUAGUGGAACAGAUGUCGGGGCACAUGCUCACCAUGGUUAUGGACAUAUCGUUCCGCAAAGCCUCAGCGAAUGCGUUAUACAGCAAACUGGAGAAACUUCAGGGAAGUGCGGCGCUACAGGUGUGCGGAGUUCAGUAUCGCAAGGAAGGCUUCAAGCGCUCGCCGGGAGCGCAGAGGUCUACUCUGGUCGCUUGUCUCGCUCGGGCAGUGGGCGACAGUCUUCACGAGGUUGUGGACAGGGGCGAUUGCGUGGAAGCAAUCACGCUACAGUGUUGCAGUGGCUGUGAAGACUCAGAUGUGACCUUGCAGGUGUUGCGACUUCCUGCCCCGUGGUUUGAGACAGCACUUACGCCUGAGAUGUAUUAUUAUGACCCUCGCCCGGACGACGACAUGCCGGAUGACGAUGCCACCAUCAUUGACUCUUCUUUGCGCAGCAGCUCCAGUCAAUCAUCUUUGGCCUCCGAUUGUUCUUGCUGCUCUGACGGGUUUGCGAUUGAGUUUGAUCUUGUGCGCACGCUGUCAGAUGCUUUCACUGACAUGGGGGAGUCCCGGUGCUUUACAACAGGUGCCUACAUCUUCGGUGGCGAAGCGGGGCCCUUUACAACUGUCACACUCUCGCUGAAUCAGCAGUCUGGGGUACAUGUGGAUGCACGCAACAGCCGGACUUUUCAAAAUAUUGUGAUUCCGGCCGGCUAUUGGGACGCUGGCGAACUUUGGGUCUCCAGGGACAGUGGCUGCAUCACAUUCCCAGGUACCGAGCUGCUAGGCGAUGUUGUGCCAGUAAAACACCCUUUUACCUUGCUGGAUGCAACGCAGCCGCAUGCAGUGUUUGACUGGACGGGAGAGCGGACGGUCGUCAUUGGUUUUCACAUACGAGAUGCAUGGAGACUUCAACCGGAUGAUCUCGCCAUGCUUGCUGAUGCUGGCUUCCAUGUUCGGACCUGUGAGCGAGUGACUGACCCAUACAUGUCGGUCAUCGAGGUCCUGCUCCACAUCCACUGGAGCGUGUUCUUCGACGAUUUUGUAGCAGUAUCCUCUCCGGAGGAAAAGGGCCAUCUUGAUCUUGUGUUGCGGUCGUACUUUGCCUUGAUCGGCUGGGAAACGUCUGACGAAAAAGCUAGGAAGCGUGAGCUCGUGUCCACGAUCGAGUCCAUCGUACAGCAAGGUGGAGUGCAUGCCAAAGAACUUGAGUGCUUGCGUGGCCGUCUUCAGUUCGCUGAGUCGCAAGUGUUUGGUCGGGGUGCGGCCCAGCGCAUGCGAGCUAUAUCAAAAGCAAUGAAGCUCUCGGGCUUUGUAGUUCUCGAUGAUUCCUUGACCGAGGCCCUGCUCUUCUUGAAAGAUCGAGUUUUGCACGGGGAAGCAAGGAUGAUCAGGGCUUGCGAUCGUUCCACCUACCACUUGUUCACAGACGCUUCCUACGAAGCGGAUGCGCCAGCCGGCCUAGGAGGCUUUCUUUACAGCGAUAGGGGUUUGCUCCUUAGGUGGUACUCCGAGUCUGCCGACCCAGACGUUCUGGAGGCCAUAAACAAAGAGGGCAAGCAAGGUCUGAUCUAUGAAUUGGAAGCUUGUGCGGCAGUGCAAGGUGUGGUGCAACUUUGCAACUCUUUGAGUGACUGCAAUCUCAUUUGCUAUUGUGACAAUGAGGCCGCCCUCGCGGCCCUCAUCAAGUGUGCUUCCGAUUCCCCGGUGGUAGCAUCGCAGCUCAACAAGCUCAGCAUGCUUGAGGAUGAGAAAGGAAUCAGCAUAUGGUUUGAGAGAGUGGAGUCAUCUGCGAACCCUGCCGAUGAUCCUUCGCGAUUUGUGUUUGGCAAGCUUCCUACCAACUUCAGAGUCCGUUGGGCCCCAGGCGAAGAGCUGUUGUUCUAG
Molecule: messenger RNA, 12714 nt
Organism: Symbiodinium sp. CCMP2592
Lineage: Eukaryota; Dinophyceae; Suessiales; Symbiodiniaceae
Source: the annotation of a GenBank genome assembly